Molecule: messenger RNA, 1257 nt
Organism: Ectocarpus sp. CCAP 1310/34
Lineage: Eukaryota; Phaeophyceae; Ectocarpales; Ectocarpaceae
Source: the annotation of a GenBank genome assembly
AUGGAAUGGACGGCUGCUUGUUUUAUCGCCACCGCCGUAGUUACAGUGCAGCACAGCGUGACGGGCGAGUGGGCCUACGUCUACGGUGGCGGUCUCAGCGCUCCUCCCGUUGUGGCGGUCAGUCCUACAUCCGUGGUCUAUCCCCACGGCGUGGUCGUCAUGCCUCCGCCUGUCUACGCCGCGGCCCCCAACCCGCCCCUCCCCGCCAAGAAGAAGGAUGUCGCUGGCGGACAGAAGGAUUGCGACGAAAAGGACGAGAAGAAGGAGAAGGGCAAGGGAUGGUGGGAGACGAAGUCCGACAAGGACGGGGACCGGUACUGGGAGCACACGGUGACGAAGAAGAUCACCUACAAGGACCCUUACUACUGAAACAACUUGANUAGUAGUAGUAGUAUCUAGUCUUGCGUAGUAAAUUUCCCUGGAUGUUUCCUUCUCUUGAGAUGGUGUGGUGAAGUGGUUUAUGCGUUAAUCUAUCUGAAGAGGAGCUGUGUCUUCUUGAAUUUGCAACGUACAUGUGUUUGAUGCGGGGGUAGUUGUUGGUACUUGCCUUCCUUUGCCCCGGCACGUUGCAGCAUUGGUUGGAGGUUGGGAGGGGGGAAAUAUGUGCGGGCCCGCUUGUUGAGGCAUUGCGGCAGAUUGUAUGUACGUAGCUUGGUCAAGAUUAGUUCGAAAUCACAGAGAAGCUCUCGAGUGAAUAACAUUACAUAUUUUCUCAAUUUGAUUUAAGAGUGAAAGAAAGAAGGGGCUGGCGUUGCUUGCUGUCUCCCGCAAUCUCUCGUGUUGUUCGUCAUUCAUCCCUUCCGCGUCUUGCGCUGUUUUUCUGUCUUGUUCUUGUGUGGUUUGGUCGGAAAGCUUUAGGUAUUUGCGAUUCUUGAUGCAAGUACACUAUUCACGGGGACGCGAUGCGUCCAACGGCUUGACGAACGUGUCAGACUGACACCGGAUGUAAACCCCUGUAGCGUGGCUAGUGUUUAGGCAUUAUGGUUGGGGGCGGUGGUGGCUGCGGCGCUGUGGAAUGCCGGUGUCGCUGAUUUGAUGUUGAUAUCAUAUCACAAACCGCCUUGGUGGCCUGCCGCUGUACAGCAGUAGUAGCGUCAUUUGGUUGUACGACAUGACCGUUUUGCCUUUUUUUUAAUAUCCUAAAAGGUGGCGUUCAGCACUCUGUUGGGGUUUCGUUAAUGCCGUGUGUAUCUACGAUGGGGGUAGGAUCCUUUUCCAGAUAGGCGAUUCGCUGGGCAGCAUGCAUGUAAUCGUGAA